AUGGGAACUUCAUUCACUAGGUCUGUCAGGGAUAGAAGUAUCACGCCAGACCCAAGCGGCAGCAGGCAUUUAUCUGUUGGAGAACCCGGAAACAUUUCGCGGCCCCAAAGUUCUCGCUCUACUCAUGGCAAUGAGGGCAUAGAGAUACCUAGUCUGGGAAUUCAACCUCCCUCCAGCCCGACAUCAUCACUUGAUGAGCCAAUCAGCAUAGGUGUUCGUCGACGCAGGGACAACGAACCUUCCGACCAUGGGGAUCCCACCAAACUCACACCUCAACGUAUGAAACAUUUGAAAAUGCAUGCGAAGAAGGGUUGUGAUGAACAUGAGGUUCCACAUGAAGAAGUUAUGACUUUCAUUGAUUCUGGCAGCAUUUUCUAUAUGCUCGUUGACCUGAAGAUCACCCUCGUCAAACUUUGUCAGGGAAACAAGGCCACGAGAAUGCAGGAAUUAAAAGAUGCAUUGGAAUCAAAGGACUUCGAGAAUGGACUUUACAACUGCUUGUUUGCUUGCAUGUCGUCACCGAAUCUCACAGCGUAUGUCACUGACACUCAGUGUCAUAUAAUGGACUUCAUCGUCAAGAAUAGGGACGUCUUCAAAAUCCCCCCCGGACUUCUCGACGAUGUUGAGCUUAGAGCUCAGUUAGGCAAGGUGGUCACGAAGCUGCUCACAAAUAUUUGUUCUGCCAUCAAGACGGCUCUCACCACAUCGAUUGUCAAGCGCACGAGUGUUGCUGAUGUGACCAGGUCGCUUGCACGUAGUGGGUCUGGCAUGGAGGUUGAUUCUACUCACUGGAACAGGAUUUCACUACUGCGGCGUCUCCUGCGGAUUUUUCUCAUCGGUGAUUUACGGGACAAAGUCACAUGCGAGCUCAAUAUUGACGUGGAACAGCUUGAAAGGGAGCUAUUUGACGCUGAUUUCGAUAAUGCGCCUAGGACUGAUGUCAAUCCAAGUCAAGUCCCCACAGGCACUCAAGUCAAUGGCAGUCACGCGCCCAGUGCUGGGAGGGACCAGAAUGAUCCUGACAUGACCUAUGGACCGCUCACGGAUCAAAGUGGAGUGCAGCAGGAUGAUUUGGACACCAAUGGAGAGGACAACGAGUCAAACAUGAGCGGCAGUGCAAAUGGUGUAGUUCUACUCGACGACCCACUUGACUCCAGAUUUGGACUGGUCGAAGGCAUGCCAAUGCGGUACAACAGUACAAUUAAGUUCUGGAACUUCGUCGACCACUCACUCUUAAUGAUGCGCAAGAUGGCUAUUGAAUCCUCCCCAAUCGUCACCGAGCAGGAAAAGGAAUUGCAAAAGUUGUUCAUCGAAAUCUUUCAAGCUGAUCUCGCUGAGUUUCCUGGUAGCAAGAAGGUCUCAAAGCUCAUUUCGAAGACCAACCCACGCUGGCAGACCACCAUUCAGUCCGGACUCAUUUGGUAA
This is a messenger RNA of Suillus discolor, 1425 nucleotides long. RefSeq lists its product as uncharacterized. The transcript is spliced from 9 exons. The coding region runs from base 1 to 1425 and encodes 474 amino acids. Lineage: Eukaryota; Fungi; Basidiomycota; Agaricomycetes; Boletales; Suillaceae. The record is from RefSeq and is a predicted model, not a curated record.